AUGCCCGGGGAGCUUCUGCGCACCGUGGUGACCGCCGUGACCGCCAGCCCCCCGCGCUCCAACAAACGCAAGACGGCCGCGACAAUGGCCGCCAAACCCGACCUGUACCUCGUCUCGGACACCGAUCAGAUCUACGAGCAAGACAUCGUCCGCAGUCCGGGCAGCAUCAAGCCAUGGCUCGCCUACGUCGCCUACAAACGCCAGCACACCAGCCUGCUUGAGACGGCCUUCGUUCUCGAGCGCGCUUGCACGACUCUGCCGCGAUCCUACAAGCUGUGGAAGAUGUAUCUCGAGCUCCGGACCAAACACCUCGAGCGCAAGAACCCCGCCAAGUUUGCGCCGCACUAUGUCAAGGUCAACGCCCUGUUUGAGCGCGCAUUGGUGCUCUUGAACAAGAUGCCCAAGAUCUGGGAGAUGUAUCUGUCCUUCCUCAUGCAACAGCCACUCGUUACCACCACCCGGAGAACCUUCGACCGCGCCCUCCGCGCGCUUCCACUCACUCAGCACAACCGGAUAUGGGCCUUGUACCGGCCGUUCGCGAACUCUGCCUCCGGAGAGACAGCCGUGCGGAUCUGGCGGCGCUACAUGCAGAUACACCCGGAGCACGUGGAAGAAUUCAUCGAGUUGCUGAAGGAUAUGCGGCAAUAUACCGAAGCCGUCAAGAAGUACAUGGAGAUUCUCAACAACCCGCGUUUCAAGAGCAAGGAAGCCAAGGGACCCUUCCAGUUCUGGACCGAGAUGCUCGAACUUCUCAUCGACCACGCGAAGGAGAUCGAGACUGGCGACGAUACUGGGAUUGAUGUGGAGAAGAUUAUCAGGAGUGGCAUCGCGCGUUUCUCCGAUCAACGAGGAAUAUUAUGGGUUGGACUCGCGCGGUAUUGGAUCAACAAGGGCGAAUAUGAAAGAGCCAGGGACGUCUUCGAGGAGGGCGUCACCACCGUCAUGACCGUGCGAGAUUUCUCCAUCGUAUUUGACACAUAUGCCGAAGCCGAAGAGAGCCUUAUCGGAAUCAAAAUGGAGGAAGCGGCCGCGCGUUCCGACAAGGGCAAAAUUAACGAAGACGCAGACGACGAUCUCGAUAUCCGGCUAAUGAGGUUCGAGCAACUCAUGGACCGUCGGCCAUUCCUUGUCAACGAUGUUCUUCUCCGUCAAAACCAGAGCAACGUCAACGAGUGGGAAAAGCGCGUGGCUCUUUGGGGCGACAACAAGAAAGAGGUGGUGCAAACGUAUACCGACGCAAUCGCCGCAAUCAAGCCUAAGAAAGCCGUGGGCAAGUUCCACGAGCUAUGGGCGAACUACGCCAAAUUUUACGAGAAUGGAGGCGAUCUUAGGAACGCUCGUGUCAUCAUGGAGAAGGCCGUCAAAGUCCCAUACAAGUCGGUCGCUGAACUUGCCGAUAUGUGGUGCGAGUGGGCGGAAAUGGAACUCAGGAAUGAGAACUUCGACCGCGCAGUUGAAAUCAUGGCCAAAGCGACCCAAGCCCCGAAGAGGUCAAACGUGGACUACUUUGACGAAGAGCUACUGCCGCAACAACGUGUUCACAAGAGCUGGAAGUUAUGGAGUUUUUAUGUUGAUUUAGUGGAAAGUGUCAGUACGCUCGAAGAAACGAAAAAGGUCUAUGAGCGUAUCUUCGAACUACGCAUCGCCACGCCGCAGACAGUUGUCAACUACGCCAAUCUGCUCGAAGAGAACCAGUACUACGAGGACUCAUUCAAGGUUUAUGAACGCGGUCUGGACUUGUUCAGCUAUCCUGUUGCGUUCGAGCUGUGGAAUCUUUACCUCACAAAGGCGGUCGAUCGGAAAAUUGGUAUCGAGCGUCUUCGUGAUCUCUUCGAGCAAGCCGUGGAAGGGUGUCCGCCCAAGUUUGCGAAAGUGCUGUACCUAAUGUACGGCGCGUUGGAAGAAGAGCGAGGAUUGGCCAGGCACGCCAUGCGGAUCUACGAGCGGGCGACUCGUGCUGUCUCGGACGAAGACCGCAUGGACAUGUUCAACUUCUACAUCACUAAGUCCGCUUCGAACUUUGGGUUGACCUCGACUCGACCUAUCUACGAACGUGCCAUCGCGGCGCUGCCAGACAACGAGGCGAAGGAAAUGUGUCUCAAAUUUGCUGAGAUGGAGAGGAGGCUGGGCGAGAUUGACCGUGCAAGAGCCAUUUACGGCCACGCCAGCCAGUUCUGCGAUCCGAGGACGAAUCCAGUGUUCUGGCAGAAAUGGGAGAGCUUCGAGGUGCAACACGGCAACGAAGACACGUUCAAGGAGAUGCUGCGUGUCAAGAGAAGCGUGCAAGCGCAGUACAACACCGACGUCAACUUCAUCGCUUCGCAAGCCCUCGCCCGGAGUCAGCUACCAGCCGACGCCGACACCAACGGCGACGAGGCAGACAAAAUCGACGCCAUGGCAGCGCUCGAACGACAAGCCCGCGCUCCACAGGGCUUUGUUGCCGCCAGCACAGGCCCCGAAGUCAGCAAAAUCAACGGCGCACAGGCAGUGCAACCUGUCGUGGCCUCCAAUCCCGACGCCAUUGACGUUGAUGAUGACCUAUAA
Molecule: messenger RNA, 2544 nt
Organism: Mytilinidion resinicola
Lineage: Eukaryota; Fungi; Ascomycota; Dothideomycetes; Mytilinidiales; Mytilinidiaceae
Exons: 2
Coding region: 1-2544 (847 amino acids)
Biological process (GO): mRNA splicing, via spliceosome; generation of catalytic spliceosome for first transesterification step
Cellular component (GO): post-mRNA release spliceosomal complex; Prp19 complex; U2-type catalytic step 2 spliceosome
Molecular function (GO): protein binding
Source: RefSeq, a predicted model, not a curated record